UCUUUGCUUCAAAAAAGGAGUGCCAAGGAAGUGCUGUAAGAAGGACUGCUGGAGAAACAGAAGAGAGUACUCCUGAGAAGACACGGUGCCACGCUGAGACCCCACAGCCAGUUGAAAACUACAUCAGUGAAGGAGAGUUUGAGGACGAUCUGAGUACUUCUACCCCAAGCACAACAGAGCUGGAGGUACGUGGAUCCAGCCAAGAAACAGAUGAAGAUUAUUUUGAGACCGUGUCACAUCAGAGUGGAUCUUUGUCAGAUGUAAAAACUGAGCCUUACGAGAGUGCAUCAGAUACAGAAUCUCUUUCUAGUGACAUAGCUGGGAACACUUGCUUGGAUUCAAACUGCCUGUUCACUGAAAAAAAAACCCUGGGCUGUAAUUUUCCCAAAGAAAGGGCAGAAACAACCUUCCAUGGACUGAAGUGCUCCAGGCAGCCAGAAUUCACCCGGCACAUACAGUUCGGAUUGUCCUACAAAAUAAAAGCAGCACCAAGCAAGACUGAAUUUUGUGUACAGUCAGCAAGGGCAGAAGGUGAAGAACUGGGUGAUGAAGAACAAACAUUCUUUAGUGAUAUCUCUAUCACAGAGAACAAAUUCCAUGAAGAGGGCGUUGUAUCACAGGCAAAGAGAAGUUCUGUGGCAGCAUUGCAAAAUAAAGCAGAGUUAGAAAGCUUUAAAGUGCAAUCCUGUACCAACCCAGUACUUACAGAAGAUGAUGUUACAAGACAGAGGGAACAUCCUGCAGUAUUAAGCAUUGAUUGUUUCAAAGCAAACUCAGAAAAUUGUUUGGUUUUUCCUGAGGUACAGCAAUUUUCCUUCCAGUCAGAUGCAGUGUCUAGCUGUAGUUUGCCUAAUCUUCAUUUUGAAACAAAUGGACCUAACUCUAAAAGUUACACUGAGACAUCUGACUAUAAGUGUGAGUUAGAUUCUAUGUCCAGUAUAAAAUGCAGCAGGAGGAAUUCAGCUGACAGUGAGGAAACUACAGGCAAAAGGAUAAAACCUGGACGUACAGAGACUAUGUUGACAUCAGAUUCACUCUUUUACCAGAGUUGCUUCAAACCAAAAUCUCGGCCACCACACACAAGGUCAGAGAUUACAGAAAGUAAAACAUGGCACAGUGUACCUGAAAACAUCAGUGUUCAAAGCCAGACAGAAUAUGUGGGGAGCUGCAUUCACCUUACAAACAAAUUCAGAUGGUCAUGUUCCAGAAUACAUCUUCAAGGGUUGGAUUUUGAAUGCACUUGGAAAAACUUAGGAAGGGUACCUGUAAGCCCUGAGCCAGCAAUAAAAAUAGAGGGCCAGUUUGGCAUGAAAAGAUCUCUUCUUGAUACUGACACGAACUCAAAGGAGUGUCAGGUUUCUCAACCAGCAGGCUCUCCCCAGUGCAUUGAUUAUUAUUUGCACUCUAAAUCAGAGACAUGUGGCCUGAACCCAGAGCCAGUCGGUACCUGUGCUGACAGCUUAACACAGGGUGAUGCUUGUGAGUGCAGCCCCAAACAAAAGCAGACUUCCUCUGCCCUGGACUGUGAGCCAGUGACCAUAAAUGCUGAAGAACUCAUAAAAAGUGAUGAGUACAAAGCUGAAGGAGCUCUGGAAGCAGGCAGAUUCCCCUGUGAUACUGAUGUUGAAUUGGGCACUGGUGGCACUGAGAACCUUGCAGCUUCUCAUGUAAGUUUUCCUGCUGUUGUGGAAAACAGAGAUUGGGAAUAUUCUGUAAACUGUGUUUCCAAUAGUGGAAUAGACCAAAAAUGUUUGAAGGAGAAUGGCCUUGAAUCAGAACUGUCAGGUAUGACGAUUGUGGCAGGAGAAAGAUGGGCAGAUCAUUCUUCUAAUCUUGACUUUGGUUGGAAAUUCCUGGAAACCACAGUACAAGCAGGUGGCAGUGACGCUGGGACAGAGCACGAAGAGCCACUGAAGCAAAAUACAAGUUGCAAAACUGGUACCUUAAGGAGCGACUCUGAGCUAGUAACAAAUGAACAUCCUACUCAUAAAGGAAAGGAUGAAGACAGUGACAGUGCCUUUGCUGUUGAAAGGACUCCCAGAUCAAAUCAUAUAAGCCAGAGGAGGGAUCUAAUGAUGGGUCCAGAGUUAAAGCCUGCACUAAUUAUAGUCUCUGUAGAGCAGAAAGGAUUACAGUCCAAGACAGUGAAUGAUGACCUUCCUACUGAAGUGGUAACCAAGAGAUUGAGAAAUGUAGUGAGGAGGGAUUUGAUAUCUCUUUGUACUGUGAACAAAGUUCAUGAUGAGCCAGAGAGAGUUCUUGGUGAAAACUGUAUCCGUAAAGAACAAAUUCUGGCCACCCAUCCCAUUCCUGGCAGUGUAGAGGUACCCCCUGAUAGGGAUACAGCUGAAGUAGAACCAGAAGUUUCAGAAGAGAAAAGAGAAAAAAACGAUGCAGUUUCAUCCUUAGGGUUCACCUGUAGUAAUCCCACAGUAAGAAGUGAGGAAGUGGAAUUCAGGAGUGUUACUGUACCACUGAGCAAUGAUACACUUAGUGCAGAAAGUCAGACAGGUCCCUGUGAAGAAGUGCUCAUAAAAUCACACAGUACAGGUGGUGUGAAGGUCUCUGAGGAAGAGCCCUGCAGAACACAGACUGCUUUUGAAUUAGAACAGUUCAGAAAGUCAGGCUCCAGAAAGCCUGGAACAAGAGAUGACCAAGUGUCUAAGGAAGAGGAAUUCAAAGCACAUCAAGGCAGAGAGGAAGGCUUAUAUAUAAUUAGUGCAGUUACACUGGAAACGAGCAGCAGUGUAAGCAGUUUGUGUCCGGGAGAUGGUGCUGAUGACCUUCAAGGGCCCAGCAGUGUCUCUGAACAAGCAGUAGGCAGGCAAGGAAAUGAAGGCUGUAAUGGCUCAAAGGAAGAAAUAGGUAUUUGUGAAGGACCUUCUUCUAGGGAAGGAAGGCAGGGCUCUGCUGCAGAAGACACUGCUAACCCCAGCAAAGACAGUGCACUCAGUCUAGAUGUGUCUGAUGUCUUUGAUGAGUCUGUGAACAGGGAGAUCCAUAACACUUGCAUGCUGGGCCUGGAUAAUAUAAGUACCUGCAGCACUAACAGCGAGGAAAUGGAUGACAACUUAUCCCACAUCCUGGGAAGUAACAGCAGUCUCUAUAAAGCGGUGCAGAAGCCAACAAAGAAUGAGAAUAGUGGGAAAGCUUCCAGGUUUUUAGUAUUCUCAAAAAUGACAUCUUUCAGGAAAACUAAGCCUGCCACAGCAGAAAAUCAGGGAAGUAGCAGUUUCUUUGGCAGCAAGGCAAAGAUAGAAGAGCUGGAAGCUGGGAAAGAUGAUGAAGACACUGCAAGUUUACUGUCUUUGAAAAGCUGUCCAUCUGGUUUAGUCUUCCACAGGAAGGAAAGUUACACCUCAGAGUACUCUGAUGAUGAUGAUUUAUUCUAUGAGAGACCCCCAGGAUUAUUCAACAGAUUGAGCCUGAGGAAGGCCUCUGGCUCUGGUCGGAUACUGAUGGAAGACACAGAUAUGAAUUCAACUUCUCCCUGUUUGGGACCUGUCAAAUAUGCAGAUCGACAUGUUUCAGGUUCAUCUGAAAACAAUGAUGGGGAACCUGUGGAGCACUCUGGGAUUAGAAAAUCAUUCCCUGAAAGCGAAUACAAAAGGAACAAAACCCCUGAGGGCAAGAAGUUCAAGACAAGGUUGGCCUUGGCACACAGAUCCCUCUCAAGCUUAUUUGAGUCGAGAUCUACAGAAAAGGAAAACACUGAGCAAAGUUCGAGAGUAUCACUGAAAAAUGAAAAGGAGAAAGCCAAACUUCGCCAGAGCACCUGGAAAGCUUUUCUAAAAAGCAAGGAGGCAGAUGGACUAAAAAGGCCUGUCUUAGCAAGUUUAUCACCGACACAGGAGGGUCUGAGUGCAAGUGGUGGCCACGUGAUGAGAACACCAGUAGAACGACAGGGUAGUUCCAAUGGACACACGUUUUUUAAAACAGAAGCAGAUAGUGGCUCCAACUAUUUUGACAACUCUGUGGAACCUGUUGAUGUCUCUUCACCUGCAGGUAUGUGGAGAAGACGAGUACAGUCCCAUGACUUGGGCAUUAAAUACUCACAGAGUUCCGACUGUGACGAGCAGCAGGAGGUUCUCAGCAACAGUUUAAAUACUUCCCUAGAGGAAUACUGGAUGAAAUCUCCAUUUAGCCCCACUGACUUGCAGUUGGCAUUUAGUCAGUCAAGUCCAUCGUGUCCCCCCCACUCAAAUUCCGAUGGUAAAGACAUGCCUUGUAGGCCCAUGAGUCCUAAACCGCAGAGUCCACGAUCCACUUCUCACCAGAGGACCUUCCGUUAUCCCGGAAGAGUAUGUGCCACUUCGAUGAUUUCUCUUGGGAACAGCCCUGGAGUUGAAAGCAAUUUGGAGGCUCCUGAGAGACCAAAGACAUUGAAACCCAGAGGUAGUCUCUUACUUUCUGUGCACUCAUUGGACGCCGAAUACCAGAGGGAUGACAGUGGCAUAAGCAGUCAAUCCCAGAUCAGCUUAAAUACAGCUUCUUCCAUUAGUGAUAUGCUCCAAGAUGAGGAGUCUAGACAGCAAUGUCAAACUGCACCUGAAAAGAGGCCAAAUAAGAAAUGGGUUCCCCAUCGCAAAAGGAGGCCCCCCCGGGUCCCACCAUCCCCUCGCCCCGGCUCCACCCUGGAGAGCAAAGCCUGGAGGCUUUCCUGCUUUGCUCCAGAUGAAAAAGCUAAGGAGAUUCCAGAGAGGAGGAGGAAGAGACCUAAACCCCUCUAUAAGUGCUUCAGCUUCGAUGAUGUUUGGAUGGAGAGGAACCAAAAAAGGAAACUAGAGAAGGAGACACAGCCAGAGAGAGGGGCUCAAUCGCAGCAUCUCCCAGGGGACCCGUUAAAAGCUGGAAUAAGUCCAUCCAUCACAUCUCCUGUUGCCUUUGACAUCCUGCCACUGAAACUGCACCCGUUUUCCCAGAGCACCCCGACAGGCCUGGACUGCGUGGGCUGGAAACGGCGCGUCUCCGCUCCUGUGAUCGCUGACGGGGCCCUGGAUAAAACGGCUCUGACGGACGAUGUGGGAAGCGAGGAGGACCUGUAUGAGGAUUUCCGGAGCUCCAACCACCGCUACGGCCACCCCGGGGGCGGCGGGGAGCAGCUGGCCAUCAACGAGCUCAUCAGCGAUGGCAGCGUGGUGUACGCAGAAGCCCUGUGGGACCACGUCACCAUGGAUGACCAGGAGCUGGGAUUCAAGGCCGGCGACGUCAUUGAAGUGAUGGAUGCGACCAACAAGGAGUGGUGGUGGGGGAGGAUCCUGGACAGCGAAGGCUGGUUUCCAGCCAGCUUUGUUCGGCUGCGGGUGAACCAGGAUGAGCCCAUGGAAGAUUAUCCCCUGAAGGUGGAGGGGGGCAGAGAGGACGACUCCCGACGCUUCGGGAUGGGCCAGACCACCAAAGACCAAAUGAGGACCAACGUCAUCAACGAGAUCAUAAGCACAGAGAGAGACUACAUCAAGCACCUGAAGGACAUUUGUGAGGGCUACAUUAAGCAGUGCCGCAAGAGAGCUGACAUGUUUACAGAGGAACAGCUGAAGACAAUCUUUGGGAAUAUUGAGGACAUCUACAGGUGCCAGAAGAAAUUCGUUAAAGCACUAGAGAAGAAAUUUAACAAAGACCACCCACAUUUGAGUGAGGUUGGCUCAUGCUUCUUGGAAUAUCAAACAGAGUUUCAGAUCUACUCUGAGUACUGCAACAACCACCCCAACGCCUGCAUGGAGCUGUCCCGCCUCACCAAGGUCAACAAGUACGUUUACUUCUUCGAGGCCUGCCGGCUGCUGCAGAAGAUGAUCGACAUCUCCCUGGACGGGUUCCUGCUGACCCCCGUGCAGAAGAUCUGCAAGUACCCCCUGCAGCUGGCUGAGCUGCUCAAGUACACCAACCCCCAGCACAGGGAUUUCAAAGAUGUCGAGGCUGCCUUAAACGCCAUGAAGAACGUCGCCCGGCUCAUCAACGAGAGGAAGCGGCGGCUGGAGAACAUCGACAAAAUUGCUCAGUGGCAGAGUUCCAUAGAGGACUGGGAGGGUGAAGAUGUCCUGGUCAGAAGUUCAGAACUCAUCUAUUCCGGGGAAUUAGCCAAAAUCUCCCACCCUCAAGCCAAGAGCCAGCAGAGGAUGUUCUUCCUCUUCGAUCACCAGCUUGUCUGCUGCAAGAAGGACCUUCUGCGCCGGGACAUUUUGUAUUAUAAGAGUCGGAUCAACAUGGAUGACAUGGAAAUACUGGAUGUAGAAGAUGGGAAGGACAAGGACUUCAAUAUCAGUGUGAAAAAUGCAUUUAAGCUGCACUGCCGAGACACUGAGGAAGUCCACUUAUUCUGUGCAAAAAAGCCUGAGCAGAAACAGCGCUGGCUGAAGGCGUUUGAGAACGAAAGGAGGCAGGUGCAGCUCGACCAGGAGACAGGUUUUUCAAUCACUGAGGUGCAGAAGAAGCAGGCCAUGCUGAAUGCCAGCAAGCAGCACCACGCUGGGAAACCCAAGGCUGUCACCAGGCCCUACUAUGACUUCCUGAUGCGGCAGAAGCACCCCACCCUGCCCACCACGCUCCCUCAGCAGCAGGUCUUCAUGCUGGCAGAGCCCGCGCAAGCCCUCGAACUUCUGGCAGAACAUCAGCAGGCUGACGCCCUUCCGGAAAUAGGGGCAGCCCCACGUUUGUGCCUGAACCUCUUCUGAGAAAGCACUUUACCCGUCAGUCCUGGGAGGUGGAGCCCAGGUUCUUCCAAUCCUUUGUUUACGGAGGAUGGCACAUGUGCUCCCGCCUUCCCUAUUUAUUUUGCAGCCCGACUGACCGCCCUGGUUCCGAGGUGAGACACUGCGUGUGCAUUUGUGCCGUGGAGCCAGCCUUGCACAGCGCCCACGAGGCAGAGCUCCAGGAGGAGCUCACAGGAGGGAGCCUGACAUGCUUCAGCUGAAGAGAUUUUGCUUGUCAGCUGUAGUUGGACUCACUCCUUCCCACUGUGCCCACCACUGCUGUCUGGCAGCUGUCAGAGGGGGUGGCAGCUGACAGACCCACUGCCGUGCUCAGAACGUGACACACUGGCCGUGGAGGGACAAACCCUUCUGCUCUGCCCCCUGCCCCACGUUUCUCAGAGACAUGAUCCUCCUACACAGGCCCAACUAACUCAGCCUCUGCAGGCCCUCAGACAGACACAGUGAGUACAGCACUGUGACCUCUUCUUUCCUCUAGUCCAACACCACUGGUGAACGGUAUCGUACAUUAAACUGUGCCAACCUGCAGCAUGAGUCAAGUUCAAGAAUCUCUCUAGUGGGUUUGAGUUACAUAAGUUAGAGAAAAAUGUGCCUAAUUAAUACCAUACUCAAUUCCUUAGAUUCUCGUCUCUCCAUCGUUCUGCCAUAUUUCCUGGCCAAUGAAAAUGCUCAUUGUUUGUAAUGUGUUUAUUUAUGGUAAAAAUCAGAACUGUGUAUUUUGUAAGUCUGUAAUUGUUCUUGUCAGAUGUUGUUAACUUGAUGCCUGUUUUGUCUGUUUAAUUUUUCUUUUUUUUUUUAAAAAAAGGUCAAUAUUUGCAAACCCGGCUCCCAGAAGUCAGAGUCUGCUGUUCAACUCUGAAACACAAUUGUUAUGCAAACUCCCACAGACCUUCUCAAAUUCAAGGCGUUACUGACACUUUUAAAAAAUGGAAAACCACUUUAAAAAGGCCUAAAUUUGGCAUAAGAAGCCUCAUUUAAGUACCCAAGUUUCAAACCGUGGCCAAAAAGAAUUAAUUUGAACCUUGGUUAGCAAAAGGAAAGAUUUGCCUUACCAUAGCGAGAGUUAGAAGCCAUACUGACUGAAUUCCCUAGCUUAGGAGACAUCCCGUGACAGUGGAAGGAAGACUCCUGCUCGACGCUGUGUGAGUGAGCACUAACUGUCUGCAGAGCUCAGAAAUCCAGUGUUUGUUGAUGCUGUAGCUGACCAAAGUCUGGUCAUCCAGGGAUAUCUGAAUUCAGUAGCAUGUACAAAGUCCUUCUUGCACUAUAUCUUCCCCCCAGACCAGGGGCAACAUUUAAUUUCAUAAAGAAACUUGUAAAAGUGACUCUCAGCCUGUGUUUGUCUCCAGCAUGUCUGUGUGAACUUGUUUCUCUGCAAAGUCACUGCAGAGAUUCUGCUUUUGCAGCUCCAGCAGUGACCACACCACUUCACCCUCAGAACAGCCACCCUGCACAGGGACCAGACCAGAGCGGGCACUGGGGACACUCUGCACUGGAGAGGACAUGGGUCAAUACUGGGGGAGGGGCAGGGAAUAAAACAAACCCAGACAGAAAAAAAACCACUUCAAGAGCCACUGAGAUCAGGCAGCUACAUCACUGUUGGCAUACUGACCUUUGCAAUACAGACACACUGAGACACCGGCACACAGAGACACCCACCAAGAGACACACAGACCCCAACGGGCACACCCCGAGACAGACACGGGCAAGGUGGAGAGAGAGAUGGCAACCAAGAGAGACCCUGACACAGACAUGCAGACACACACACACAGGUAUAUCAGCUACAGCCAGCACCCCUCAGGAACAGAAGGCAACUGUCACCUUUGUGUUUACCCUAAGUGUCUGCACCCUCCUUUCCUUAUCCAUGGUGUGUUUGUUUUGAUUGGCCAGGAAGCAAAUCUGUUGGCACUGAAAUGAUCAAUUUUCUGAGCUUAUCAUCAGCUUUGCAGUAAGCUGGGGAGAGGACAGUUCCCCCCACAACACAUGCACACACCCUUUAAGCAUGAUUAGCUGUGAAGAUGCAACAGGUUUCUCAUGAUCUUGUCCAGCUGAGUGUGCUCAAGGGUGGGGAUUCCCCCAAGAACCUCCUUGCCUCCCUGAACAAAACAUCGCUGUCCCCACCAUGAAAGAAGUGCUAACAUCUAUUCAAAGUGCCCCUUGCUGCAACAUCUGUUUUUUAGCCACUAUGUUGCUUAAUACACUCAGCUUUACAUCUACAUUGAAGUCACUCCACUAGAACUCCUCACCUCUUCUGAGGGAAAUGGGGUGACAGUGGCACAGGACCCUGGAGUGCAGCAGCUGUGAAGCGCAACAAUGCCCCUGCCCUCCCUUGCUGAAAACACACACAAGAACUGGCUACUAUUCAUUAUCUGGGUAGCAAUAUUCUGAACAGUAGAUAUGCACCAAGUGGUUUAAAUUCUCACAUCACUUACCAGCUCUUCCAGAACUGAUUUCACAUCUGACCACUGCGCACAAAUGAUUCAUAGCAACACUUUUUACAGAAACGGUUUUUUUACUGCCAAACCAGACUCCUCUAGUCAGACAACAUCGCUGACCAGGUAAUUAUUUUUGGUAGAGAGAAAUACAUUCUCCGCUUGACUAUCAGUACUCUUCCUAAAACGCAUCCUCAGCUGGGAUUCCAGUCUUGCACGCCAAGUUUGGAGCUGGGAUCCGAUCCCCUAUGCAAGACUGAGAGCGGUACAGAAGCUGAUCGUGCUGGAAGAGGUGACACUGCUGAACAGGUAAGGCUCAAACCCACUGUGCUCAACACACCCACCCACAGCCUGCUCUGAAGAGGAUUUUAUCACAAAACACCACCCUUUGUUUUCUACCCAGCACUGCUUCCUGAUUCUCUCACCACAACCCACAGUGUUUCCUGAACAAACUGUGUAGCAGAUCACGUGCAAACUCAUUGGUUUUAAGUGAUUAGACACUCAAAAAAGUCAUUGCCCAAGUUCCUCAUUAAAUGGCAAAGUGUCCUUGUGUGUGAGAUGGUGGUAACACAUUAACCAACCCUGAAUUUCCUUCCUCUUCGCCCUGGCAUCUGGAUUUCAAAUGGAGUUCCAUUGUUCUGGCAGUGAACAGUACCAGGGAGAACACGUGUGUAGGCCAGGAUGUGUGUGUGUACACAGUGUGCAGCUUCACAAGGGCAUCAGCUAAACUCGUGCUAACGGGGGUUUUGGCAUAUGAGCAACACAAGUACAGCCUCUGACAAGCUCUCUGAUCUAAAUGGACAGCACAGUCUUGCCAGAUCCACAAGAAGUGCCCAUUUGAAACAUGAAGCAGAGCUGUGAGAUGUCAGAGGAGCUCUGGAGAUGAACCACCUACAUGGGCCAGAAAUGCUGAUUUUCAUACAGAACAAACGGAAGCUCCUGACAUGAGGCUGAACAGCAUCAAUGCUUCUGGAUUUCAGGGUAGAACCAUCCUAACUGCUCAGAAAAACAGUCCUGCACUGAGUUACAUAAAGUGGACAGGAAGAUUUGAUUCAGGGGUGGUUUGGGUUUUUAGAGGUGUUGGCUCUAUCUGUUCCCCUCCUUCUGUAGCUAUCCAUUUAGGAAGCUUCUUGUGAAAACAGCCAUGUUUCUUAAGGAGCUAAAUCUGCCCAGUUUUCACUUGGUCAAGUACGACACAGACUUAUGUAAAGCAUGUGAACCAAUCAAAAGGAUGAUUUCCUGAAACUACCAGUAACGUGAAGAGAACUGGUGGCUGCUAAAUAAUGAAGUUUCUGCUGUGACCAAAAAACCCACCACAAACUCUCUGUUUUGAACUGUUAGUUUGGAAUAACUGAUUCAGACACGGUGGGUGUAUACACUGUGCCAAGUUCUGAGAGCAUCAAAACCAGAACAAACUGUCUUUGUACUAACUCACAAUAACAACUAGAUCAAUUCUCAUGCAGAGAUAAGUUUCCCCAAAGCAGCCUUUAGUAUCUUUUCUGUUUUGUCUGUAACCUGGAGAGCUGUGGGGUAUUGGGUGGUGGGGAGUCCUGUUUGUGGCCAGCCACUGUGUGCACUGCAGGUGAUUCCCACCAUCCAGGACACUGCUCCACAAAGCCAGCAUGGCAGUCUGUCAUCCAGGAACCAGCACAACCACCUGCAUCUGGGUGUCCCAACAGCUUCCCAAAAACAUCAGGAAGCCAGGCCUCCCCCUCACCAACAGAUGAUGAGAUAACAGAACCAAGGCACUUGCCAGUGACAGGCAUUCCAUGAGAAUCUCAGCUUCAGACUGAAAAUGCUACAUUUCUUGGGGUGCCAGAAUGACUGAAAUUAGGGUUUUUUAAAGGAAAAGGUCUUUCAUCUUUUGCAAUAUAUGUCAGAAUAUCAGGCUGUGCUCCUCCAGAUUUACUGUAGUGGAAAGGGCAGCACUGAAGAAAUCGGUGCCAAGACUGAUAUGUAAAUAUCAGUGUUCUGAACAAGUAGUGCACCACUCACCCCCCAGACUGCUGGAGAACUGUCAGCACCUGUGGGGGACAACACCCAGCAAGUGCUAAAUUCUUAUUUUACUGGCUUUACUUCAGCUGUUUUAAUGCUCCUGUCAGGUUUCACCAUGUACCUGCUAAGGAGGGUUAUGGCACUGCAAUGCCCUUCUGGACAGUGACUAUGGUAGUACAGCAAUUCCUAAAGCUUUAAGAAGGGAACUAUUCACACCUCAUUCAACUGCUGGAGCCUCAGCCUGUACCUGCUGCUAUUCAUGUUUUCGACCAAGUCUCAACUAGAAUGUCCUGUCCCAACCUACCAGAGAAACUCCCUGUCACAGAGCUCCCAGCCUAAGCAAAGCUGUAGGAUCAGGUCUUCAGGUAAUUAAUGGGUUAAAGAAUAAGAGCUUUGAUAAUGGAGAGAAGUUCACUGAAAAAAAUUUGAAGUGUUUUCAGCUGAUUUUAACCCACUGAAGGCACAGUGGUAUUCUUUCAGGUUGAUAGUGCAAGAGAGGGAAUCAAUCUUCCAAGCAGCAGAGACAAAUCAAUGCAGAUCGUUUCAGAGUGAAGCCAGUGCACGGUGACAGCCAGCAGUGUGACAGGGCACAGGGCUCCUGCACUUCCCUGAGUGCCACACAGGGUGGGGGAUCACAUGCUCCAGAACAACCUGGAUUCACUUGCCUUUACACUCACAGCCACAGCUCCAGGCUCAGAAGCCAAAGGGUGUUCCUUUCCAGCCACACAGCAAUCCCAGCUCGCCCUGCCUUGGGAUUAACACCUCGCACCACACUUCAUUUCUCCCUGUGUCUCUCACACGUUAUCCUUAACGAGCUACAUUACUAAAAUCCCAUGGCUUUGGCAGUGCUGGCAGUUUUAGGAAAAAUGCAGGCUGCUUGUUCUUUUUGCUUAACACUUCUGUCAUCUUCCUCCCCACAACUCCACCCUCCUCUCCGCACGUCCUGAGCUCCUCUUCUGCACAACUUUGCUACCAAAGCAGCUCCCUGUUUCACAGCCUGUGCAAAUGCAAUACCUGUGAUAUUUCCCCCAGACCUGUGUACCUUUGUGUGACUGCUUACAUAUACAGUUGUGAGAUGGGAAAUAAAAAAGCUACCAACUUUA
Pseudopipra pipra is the source of this 12234-nucleotide messenger RNA. It is a transcript of the gene ARHGEF4, whose product is annotated as Rho guanine nucleotide exchange factor 4. The record is from RefSeq and is a predicted model, not a curated record. Gene Ontology annotation, molecular function: guanyl-nucleotide exchange factor activity; protein binding. Gene Ontology annotation, biological process: intracellular signal transduction. NCBI's taxonomy places the organism in Eukaryota, Metazoa, Chordata, Aves, Passeriformes, Pipridae.